GUGUGCAGCUGCUUCAGCUGAGAGGAUCUCAAGAUGAAAACAGCCCGUUUGUUGUAGAAAAUACAGUCCAAAAGUCGACCUGCAGGAAGAUUUUCUCAACACCGUCAGUAAUGUGGAAGCUGCUGAGUCCUCUGCUUCUGCUGUGUUUGCUUCCAGCUGUGGCUCCCCUCUUCUGUUUCACCUGUGUGUUCCCGACCAUCUCGCCUCUGGACUGCAUCAGAUUCCCUCUGAAGUGUCCACCGGGGCAGCUCUGCCUGUCCAGCAGAGCCGUGGGUCGGAAAGGAGACUUCCGUGUGGUGUUGUACGAGAAGAGCUGCGUCCUGCCUUCCCUCUGUGGACUCACGGGAGAGAAAUUCGCCAUGGGGCUAAACUUCACCUUCACCAAUGAAUGCUGCGACACUCACCUGUGCAACAGUGCUGCUGCCCCCUACUGGACAGGCACAUUGCUCACUCUGCUCACUGUGCAUUCAGUUUGGUGAACAGAGAAGCCUUAAACAUCCCAUACUGUGACCCUUUAAAGUAAAUUAAUGGAAGUCUCACAUGUGCCCAGAAUGUGUCUUUUCAUUUUUCAGCUUCAAAAAUAGAUUCCGAUUUGUUUUAUUGUCAUUAUAACGAGUACAACGAAAAGUAAGGUGCAGGCCUUUCAGUGCAAAAAACUAAAAUAUAA
This is a messenger RNA of Stegastes partitus (bicolor damselfish), 667 nucleotides long. RefSeq names its product sperm acrosome membrane-associated protein 4-like. Gene Ontology annotation, biological process: sperm-egg recognition. The record is from RefSeq and is a predicted model, not a curated record. Bases 111 to 479 code for a protein of 122 amino acids. Lineage: Eukaryota; Metazoa; Chordata; Actinopteri; Pomacentridae. The transcript is spliced from 3 exons. Gene Ontology annotation, cellular component: membrane.